Messenger RNA from Blepharisma stoltei, 207 nucleotides. NCBI's taxonomy places the organism in Eukaryota, Ciliophora, Heterotrichea, Heterotrichida, Blepharismidae. The record is from the annotation of a GenBank genome assembly.
AUGCGAAUAUGGAUCUAUCCUAUGAAAGCGAGACUGAAAAUGAUAAAACCUCGAGACGAAUUGUUAUCCAAAAAUAAUAUAUUAAUGCAUAUCAAGUUUAUAACGCCUAUAAUAAAGGAACAAUCUAUAUUGGGCUCAGUGGCAACGAAAUAUAUAAUUGCAAGUUUUCUUUGAAUGAAAAAAUUGGACGAAAUUAUAAGCCCUUAA